AUCUCCUCUACAGACCACCAGAAGUGCAGCUUAAAAAGAGUGCACAGGCCAUGAUGCUCGGGAGCUUGCUGUUUGCCGUGUGUUGUAGCGCAGCACUGGCCCAUUUCAACACAAAUCUAGACCAGCACUGGGAGUUGUGGAAGAAGACACAUAAGUUUUACUACUCCACUUGGAAGGAGGGAGUUGUGGGAGAGAAACCAGAAUUUGUGAGCUCUUCUGGGGCUCCUGUCCCAGACUCUCUGGACUGGAGAGAGAAGGGAUAUGUCUCCAGUGUGAAGAACCAGGGUGCAUGUGGUGCUUGCUGGGCAUUCAGCGCCGUUGGGGCUCUUGAAGGUCAGCUGAUGAAGGCCACAGGAAAGCUGGUUGACCUCAGCGCUCAGAAUCUGGUGGACUGUUCCUCCAGUUAUGGCAACAAGGGCUGCAAUGGUGGAUGGAUGACUGAUGCCUUCCAGUAUGUUAUUGAUAAUGGGGGAAUAGACUCAGAAUCGUCUUACCCUUAUAAAGGAGUGCAAGGGCCGUGCAGAUAUGAUCCAUCCCAGCGUGCAGCAAACUGCACCAAGUACUAUUACGUCAGUGAAGGAGAUGAGGAGGCCCUGAAGCAAGCUGUUGCCAACAUCGGGCCCAUUUCAGUGGCCAUUGAUGCCACCCGCCCUCAGUUUGUCUUUUAUCGCAGUGGAGUUUACAAUGAUCCAUCCUGCACCAAAAAGAUAAACCAUGGAGUUUUGGCUGUGGGAUACGGUGCGAUUGCUGGACAGGACUUUUGGCUGGUCAAAAACAGUUGGGGUGCUGGAUUUGGAGAUGGUGGCUACAUCCGUAUGGCCAGAAACCAGAACAACAUGUGUGGCAUCGCCUUAUACCCAUGAUAUCCGGUUAUGUAGCUGAAAUCCUGUUGAAAUUAUGAAUAUAUCAAAAUAUUUUAAAAUCUUAUUUCUUAACUGUAAAUGUGUUAAAUAUGUUUUC
Molecule: messenger RNA, 960 nt
Organism: Sinocyclocheilus rhinocerous
Lineage: Eukaryota; Metazoa; Chordata; Actinopteri; Cypriniformes; Cyprinidae
Product: cathepsin S-like
Exons: 7
Coding region: 51-863 (270 amino acids)
Biological process (GO): proteolysis
Molecular function (GO): cysteine-type peptidase activity
Source: RefSeq, a predicted model, not a curated record